Molecule: messenger RNA, 3163 nt
Organism: Balaenoptera acutorostrata (minke whale)
Lineage: Eukaryota; Metazoa; Chordata; Mammalia; Artiodactyla; Balaenopteridae
Product: interferon-induced transmembrane protein 1-like
Exons: 2
Coding region: 128-502 (124 amino acids)
Biological process (GO): host-mediated suppression of symbiont invasion; defense response to virus; response to interferon-alpha
Cellular component (GO): plasma membrane
Source: RefSeq, a predicted model, not a curated record
CUGAGAAAGGGAGGGCCCCUGAGUGUGUCGCUGCAUCUGGCCCACAGCUGCUCCGUCUCUGCCUCAGGAAACAUACUUGUCAAUCCUUGUCCUCUGCCAUCAGCACUUGGCUCCCCCAGCACCAGAGAUGAUCAAGGAGGAGCACGAGGUGGCCGUGCUGGGGGCUCCCCAGACCCAGGCCCCCAUGACCACCACGGUGAUCAACAUCCCCAGGGAGACCUCCGUGCCCGACCACAUCGUCUGGUCCCUGUUCAACACGAUCUUCAUGAACUGGUGCUGCCUGGGAUUCGUGGCAUUCGCCUACUCCGUGAAGUCUAGGGACCGGAAGAUGGUGGGCGAUGUUGUUGGGGCCCAGAGCUAUGCCUCCACCGCCAAGUGCCUGAACAUCUGGGCCCUGGUCCUGGGCAUCUUUCUGACUAUUGGAUCGAUCGUUCUUCUGGUGUUUGUUUACCUGAAAGCCUACCAGAUGGGUUUACAGAUGGCGAAUAAUGGAGGCUACUAGCCGCUGGACACGGAGGCAACCCAGUUCCCCCACUGUCCACGGCCGGCCCUGCACCUGGGGCUGUGGGCCCGCCCCCUCCCCCCACCCCUUUAUACAGCAGUUUCUGGAGACAGAGCUGUCGACAGCUGAAUUCAAUAAAGUGCACUCAUCUGUGAAGGUGCUGUGAGGUCCCCGGGGAGGGGACACUGCUGUGAGUCCCCGGUGGCCUCGGGGAAGCACAGAGCGCUCCGCUGUGGGCUGACAGCAGAAGCCCAGAGCAGAGCUGGUGACCCCGCCCCGGUCGACCGAAACCCCCAGAGGAAAGACCACUCCCUCCCAUGCAAACGUGGCCGCCCUGCUGGGUGGCAGCGUCUCACAGACACUGGGGACCCGAGCCUGGGCUGCACACGGGGAGGUGGGGACCCGCCUCAGCCCAACGCAGGGAGAGACACCCCAGGCAGGCAGGUAUUCCUGUCUCUGAGCCCCAGAGGGAGAGGGCGCGGGGGACGCACCCCGCCGGCUGACCCACCGCGCCCUGCACAGUACCCCAGGUGUGCUGUGCGUCACCCAGGAGAGGCUGGAGGAGUCCAGGCAGCCCGAGGCUGGUGCUGGGGCAGUGACCCCUUCCCCACAGGCCCCUCGGGGAUCCAGGCUCUUCUGGGCUCCCUCACUGGGCUGAGGUCCAGUCCUGUCCGGCUCUCAUUGAAUUUCACAGCACUCUUCAUGGUGGAUUUCCUUCCGUCCUGGCACCUAGGACUAUAGACACCAAACCCUCACAGGGCCCUACCUCGGGGGCUGUGUAGGUUGGGGUCCUCCCUGGGGGACGGUGACUCAGACGAGGUCGCCCGCUCUCUCUUGGGUCCCACAUGUGAGCUCGGCAGCCUCGGCCCCAGGGAAGCUGGGUCCCGGAGGAGGGGAGGCUGGCGGACCUGCCUCUCUGAGUCCAGGAAGGACACUCGCCCAGGCAGGGGGCGGGGGGACAGAUGUGUGACCCCAACCCCCCACACCCCCGACCCCGGCUGGCCGACUAGGCGCGUCCCACGUUCCCCUGUCGGGCGGACAGCGGUCACGAAGGGUGGUGGCACUGAGUGUAACCCCGUCACUCUUCACGGAUUCGGGGUGAGGGUCGUGCGAGGUGGGAGACCAGCUGGUGCAGGCAGCCAAGAUCCCGUGGUCUGGAGCUUCCGAAAGUUCACAGGAGGCCCGAGGCAUCAAGCAGGGGAACUGAGGGUCCUUCGAAGGUCCUGGACAUGGACUGCUGGGUCAUGAGCAGCCUAGUCCUCGGGGCCACCCCAGCUCUGGUUCCGAUGUGGGCGGCCACAGUGUCCUGGGUCACCUGUGGGUGGGCGGUGCUGGUUGGGGCGGGUGACCUGGGCUGGGCGGAGAGCGUCCGGGGAGCUGAGAGGAUGCAGAGCUGGGAGGACACAGACCUGGGAGGGUGUGAUCUGGGAGGACAAAGACCGGGGGGACCAGAGCUGGGAGGACACAGUGGGAAGACAGAACUGGGACGUCAGAGCCCUGGGCAGGGCCGCACAGGUGGGCCGGCAGCAAGGGUGAGAGGCGUUUCUGGUCCUUUCUCCCAGUAGCCCUCAGGAGAGAAGUCUCUGUUAUCGCUUUGCCUGGAGUCUGGCCUGGAGGAAGUCUGACGUUAGGAUUCCUGAAGAUGCCCCGCCCGGGUUUGGUCCUGAGGGAGUGAGGGCAGAGCAGGACGGCUGUGCUCCUGGUGGGGACGAACAUCUCUCCUGGCCUCGCCCCUGGCCCCCUUCCUGAGCGCUGCUGGUCCGGGAAGCUUCCUCCUGCCCAGCCCACCCAGCAGGGGUCUGAGUCGCUGGGCAGCGCCCCCUGCCUGACUCCAGGGCCUUACUGGCUGCUGGCCCCUCCUCACCUUGGAGUCAGUCCUUCCCAAUCCAGAGGGGUAGGUCUGCCAGCCUCCCCUCCUCCAGGACUUCCUUGGGGCUGUCCCCUCCCUGCUCACGUGUGACAGACCCCGGGGGAGAGGGGCUCCCUCAUGGCCACCCUGGGACCCCAGCCCCUCGGCCAUCUCCUGGAGCCAGGGGACUGCAGCUGGGGACAGAUAAAGGGGCGUGGGUGCGGGUCAGGUGUCAGUGGACGAAGGGGAGGCUAGGGCCACCCCACCUCACACCGCACCUGCCCAGCUGGUUGUGGGCAGGGUCUGCCCUGGGGCACCCCAAGUGCCCACACAUCUGGAGGCCUGACAGAACCAGGGAUGGGGUCUGAUUUCCAGGGCAGGGCAGGGGUUUCUCCUCCUCCUGGGGGCUGUCUCUGCAGCGGUGGCCCAUAGCCUUCCUGAGCUGACGGGGUCCUACGAACAGCAAAGCGGAGGCACAUGUCGAAGGGUCUGAAAGGGAGCAGGGGAACCACUGCGGACCUGGAAUUUGCACACGUCCUGGCCGCCCUGGGACCACCUGGAACCUGUUGUCUUUACUCCCUGGAAACCUCAGUUUAGCAGCCAAUCAGCUGCCGACAGGUAACCCAAUGCCUGCUAGCAAUGAUCUGGCUUUCUAAAACAACCCCUGUAACUUCUCUGGAAUGUCUUUGUUGUGUUUAGAACCCCCCAGCACUUGUACUUUCCUCGCAGCACGUUUGACCUGCUACUGGAAUCUGCACUUCUCCGAUUGCAAAUCCUAAAACUCCAAAUAAACUCUUUUCUUAUUUGCGGGC